CCCUGUCCGUGCAGCUUCCGGAUAUUGUACGCCCUGCAACAGAGCACAUUGAACUGGAAGUUGUUGUUUUUAAAAUAUUUAGUACCUUGCAACAAUGUAGUUUUAGAAAGCUUAUGCGAGGUUGCCAUAGCAAUGGAGGACGCGUGCUUUAAAGGUGCUUUUUAUCCGACUGAUGAGGAAGUUGCAAAAUGGAUGGAUCGCGCUUUUGACAUGGCCAAAGAGGCUUUGAACAAUGGGGAAGUUCCGGUGGGAUGUCUGCUGGUCUACAAAGACCAAGUGGUCGGGAAAGGACGGAACGAAGUCAACGAAACCAAAAAUGCCACCCGGCACGCAGAGAUGGUGGCCCUGGAUGAGCUUCUGGAUUGGUGUUGCCAUGGCAACCGGGAUGCGAGGAGCGUGUGCGAGCAGACCGUUUUGUACGUCACAGUAGAGCCGUGCAUCAUGUGCGCCGCUGCGCUCCGUAUUAUGAACAUUCCGGUGGUGGCGUAUGGCUGUAGGAACGAGCGCUUCGGAGGCUGUGGCUCCGUCCUGGAUGUUUCUUCAGCUGAGCUGACUCACACGGGAAGCGCCUUCAAGUGCGUGACAGGCCACAGAGCGGACGAAGCUGUGGAGAUGUUGAAGAUGUUCUACAAGCAGGAGAACCCUAAUGCCCCCAAACCCAAAACCAGGAAGGAGUGAGACAGAUGAUGUCCUGUUUAUCUUCCGGUUUUUUUUUUUCACUUCUAAUAAAAUCUAAAUAAUCGA
This is a messenger RNA of Syngnathus typhle (broad-nosed pipefish), 744 nucleotides long. RefSeq names its product adenosine deaminase tRNA specific 2 (gene adat2). Lineage: Eukaryota; Metazoa; Chordata; Actinopteri; Syngnathiformes; Syngnathidae. The record is from RefSeq and is a predicted model, not a curated record. Gene Ontology annotation, cellular component: cytoplasm; nucleus. Gene Ontology annotation, biological process: tRNA wobble adenosine to inosine editing. Gene Ontology annotation, molecular function: tRNA-specific adenosine-34 deaminase activity; zinc ion binding. The transcript is spliced from 6 exons. Bases 133 to 678 code for a protein of 181 amino acids.